AUGAAGCUCGAAUACCUUGAUUGGUGCAUAAACGAAUCGAUGCGACUCUAUCCUCCUGUGACGGGUUUCACAAAUCGUGUGGCCACGGAUGAAAUUGAUCACGAUGGUGUCAAGAUCGGAGCAGGGCUUUCCUUGGUUUUUCCCACGCAGGUCGCUCACAAUCACCCUCGCAACUUUGAGAACCCUCUGUGCUUCAUCCCGGAGCGAUUCAAGGAGAGUCUGAGGCACCCGCUCGCGUAUCAGCCCUUCGGUGACGGUCCUCGUAAUUGUGUGGGAAUGAGAUCGGCUCUCCUAGCGAUGAAGCUCGCGGUGUGUCAUAUCUUCCGAAGUUACGAGCUGAGAACAGAUGAGCAAGUAGAAAUUGUGAACAAGGUUCUCAUCAGUCAACCCAGGGAGGUCGUGCUCAGAGCUGAGAAAUUGGAGGCUUGA
Galendromus occidentalis (western predatory mite) is the source of this 429-nucleotide messenger RNA. Its product is annotated as cytochrome P450 3A19-like. The transcript has 2 exons. Gene Ontology annotation, molecular function: iron ion binding; heme binding; monooxygenase activity. The record is from RefSeq and is a predicted model, not a curated record. The coding region runs from base 1 to 429 and encodes 142 amino acids. Lineage: Eukaryota; Metazoa; Arthropoda; Arachnida; Mesostigmata; Phytoseiidae.